This is a messenger RNA of Erythranthe guttata (spotted monkey flower), 1253 nucleotides long. The record is from RefSeq and is a predicted model, not a curated record. Lineage: Eukaryota; Viridiplantae; Streptophyta; Magnoliopsida; Lamiales; Phrymaceae.
AAUUAAUUUUUUUUUGGAAUAACUAGGUUUCUCCGAUGGUGAAGCAUCAUCAUCAAGAAACGUAUAAUGUUCUUCAGCACAAUAAUAACCAAACGACGUUUCUGAAAAGUUUGGAUAGACAAAGUGGUUUUCAUCUUCCUCAGAAUUUUACGAUGAAUGAUCAAUUGAAGCUUGGAAAUCAUUCGCAAAACGCCCGUCUUACCCCUUUCCAAGUACCCGAAUCGACUCCUCAGAUGAUGUCAACAAAUACCGUUGAUUGGGUAGAUCAAGCAUGCCACAAGAUUCUUCAGAUGAAAGAGCACUAUUUAGCCGAGGUGACCAAGAUAUACCACAAAUCAACAGAAGCGAUCCGCCACGCAACCACGACGGAGCAACUCAGCAAAGGGCAGUACGCGAAAGAAUCCUCGCAAAGAAUGAUUAAAUUCCUACAUUGUACGAGGUUGGACAUUUCACGUUUGCCGAAGGAAAAGGUGUGUAAUUACAUCAGCCGGUGCGUAAAGUUUAUCAACACGGCUAGAGCUUGGUUCCCCGAAGCAACCCCCCACAUGCAGCAAAGACUUAACCCGGAAACCCCGAUUCUGAAUCCCUCGUCGUCGACGAUGGUCAACUCGGUUCAGUACAGCCCGAUGAGGUCCGCUCCUCCUCAGAUGUGGGCCCCACACGGGAAUAAUCUUUCCAAGAUGCUCCAUUCUUCGAACAACAACAACAGCAGCAAUAAUAAUAAUAAUAAUUUGGCGAUUGCUUCACAGAAGAUUGCCAUGAGGAACAUGUGCAACUCGUUGGAUUACUCCGUCGGCGCGACGAACAUGCAGCAAGAUUUAUCUUCGUCGGCCGCGAGAAUGAAGACGAAGCAGCCGAUGCAGCAGCUGAGGCGUUUCGUGGGGUUGAAUCAAAAAACCGUUUCUCCUCAGAAUUCGCAGAGUUCGUCGAAGCUCUCGAUUUCCGCAACCCCUUCGACGUGCUCGUCGCCACUUGCGAUUCCUUCUCCCCUGAGUACUCCGUUAAUGGCAGAUUCGGGAAAGAGUCCGUUUUCCGUUGAGGAGAGCAGCAAAUUUCCCGACGUCUCUCCUACGCCGCUUGAUAUUACUACUGAGGCAUUAGGGUUAGCGAAGUCAAAAUGCGUCGAGAGAGAAUCUACUUGCCUAUCCGAGGAAAAAGAAUCGCGCCGCGAUGAAAAAGAACCGAUGAAGCACUUAAUCGACGUGGUUCCUGAAGUCGGUUUCGACCGGAGCGUUGACUGCUGCAUUGUCUGA